Myotis myotis is the source of this 2078-nucleotide messenger RNA. Its product is annotated as zinc finger protein 502-like. The annotation marks the transcript as partial. The transcript has a single exon. Gene Ontology annotation, molecular function: DNA-binding transcription factor activity; RNA polymerase II cis-regulatory region sequence-specific DNA binding. Lineage: Eukaryota; Metazoa; Chordata; Mammalia; Chiroptera; Vespertilionidae. The record is from RefSeq and is a predicted model, not a curated record. Gene Ontology annotation, biological process: regulation of transcription by RNA polymerase II.
UUCAAAGGAGAGAAAUUUGUUACACCAGAAAAGAAUGGAAGAAAGACAUUAGUUGCACCGACAGGUUUAUUCAGGAAAAAGGGUGUUAGAAGUCGAUGUUUUGUGUGCUCUGAAUGUGGGAAAUCUUUUACAAGUAACUCUUACCUUCAUUAUCAUCAGAGAGUUCACACAGGAGAAAAGCCUUAUAAAGGCAGUGAAUGUGGAAAGUCUUUUAUAAGGAGCACUUGUCUCCAAUAUCAUCAGAGUGUUCACACUAGAGAAAAGCCUUAUCAAUGCAGUGAAUGUAGAAAAACUUUUACCACUAAAACCAACCUUCGUAGUCAUCAGAGUGUUCACACAGGAGAAAAGGCUUAUCAAUGUAGUGAAUGUGGGAAGAAUUUUACCAAUAACAGCUGCCUUCGUCGUCAUAGGAGCGUUCACACUGGAGAAAAGCCUUAUCAAUGUAAUGAAUGUGGGAAGAAUUUUACCAAUAACAGCCACCUUCGUCGUCAUCGGAGCGUUCACACUGGAGAAAAGCCUUAUCAAUGUAGUGAAUGUGGGAAGAAUUUUACCAAUAACAGCCACCUUCGUCGUCAUUGGACUGUUCACACUGGAGAAAAGCCUUACCAAUGCAGUGAAUGUGGGAAAACUUUUACCACUAUAACUAGACUUAGUAGACAUCAGAGAGUUCAUACUGGAGAAAAGCCUUAUCAAUGCAGUGAAUGUGGGAAAACUUUUACCACUAUAACUAAACUUCGUAGACAUCAGAGAGUUCAUACUGGAGAAAAGCCUUAUCAAUGCAGUGAAUGUGGGAAAACUCUUACCACUAAAACCAUCCUUCUUAGUCAUCAGAGAGUUCACACAGGAGAAAAGGCUUAUCAAUGUAGUGAAUGUGGGAAGAAUUUUACCACUAACGGCAACCUUUGUCGUCAUCGGAGCAUUCACACUGGAGAAAAGCCUUAUAAAUGCAGUGAAUGUGGAAAGUUUUUUACCCAGAGAUAUUCCCUUCGUUGUCAUCAGAGAAUUCAUACAGGAGAAAGGCCUUAUAAAUGCAGUGAAUGUGGGAAAUCUUUUACCCAGAGCACUCCCCUUCGUUGUCAUCAGCGAGUUCACACUGGAGAAAGGCGUUAUGAGUGCAAUUAAUCUGAGGUAUCUCUCAGCCAAAUUUCUAAAUUUGUUCCCUGCAUAAGAGUACAAAUGUGAGAAAUUUGUUAGAUGUGUAGGAAAUGUAGUUUCUUAGUUCGGACUUAACAAUAGUACAAGAAAAUUUGUAAAUCCUCAGUUUUCUGAAUUGUAUCUCAUACAUUUAAUCACCUAUAUUAUGCAGAGUUCCGAUAAGUGUUUUUGCUGUUGUGUGUGUGUGUUUUUAUGUUGAAACACUAUGUAAUUAUGUUACACUUUCUAACAUACAGAGAGAUGUUGCCAGAUCUAUGUCACUGCAUAUUUCUGUUGCUGCAGGUAUUUCACCUGAACCACCUAUAAGGACCCUACAGAUGGCCACAAUCACCAUCCUCAUGUGCCCAGGGAAGCUAACUCUGUUGUCUAAUUUGUUGAAGAAAAUUAGGAAUACCUGAGCCCUUAGUUCUCCCUUGUUUCCCUGUCAUGAGUUGCCACAUAGGACUGAUUACUGUUGGUGCACCAGUUUUUUAACAGCUGUAAUGAGUAAAUUACAUGCGUUAAGUAUAGUGUUUCAUAAAUCUUACACUGACCUGACAAGCUCAGGGAAGGCCUGCGUGGCAGCCUAGCAGACUCAGAGACCUAAAAUAACCACAAAAGAUGGUCUGAAAUUAAACUUUAACUAAAAGCAGUUAUGGUGGGCAAUUAUGUCCUAAGCCAGUAUCUUCACUGACAAGAUCAACUUUGAUCCUUACUGAGCCCAUUUGCCUUUUUGCCUCUAAGAUAACAUUCCCUUGAAAUGUCUGGGUAACUUGUAACUUCCCUUAUUCUGGAGCCCCUGGAGCACAACCAAAUGCUCUGGGCGCCAGGACAGAUACUACAAAUUCCUUCAUUACCAUGUUAAUUGAUCCUGCACCCACCUAAGUAUGUGUCCAUCAUUUUACUUUUUAUCCUAUCUCAGAGGUUUCCCCGCUUCACUUAAU